This is a messenger RNA of Ceratitis capitata (Mediterranean fruit fly), 1731 nucleotides long. RefSeq names its product splicing factor 3A subunit 3 (gene noi). The record is from RefSeq and is a predicted model, not a curated record. Lineage: Eukaryota; Metazoa; Arthropoda; Insecta; Diptera; Tephritidae. Gene Ontology annotation, molecular function: zinc ion binding; RNA binding. Gene Ontology annotation, cellular component: nucleus; spliceosomal complex. The transcript has 2 exons. Bases 141 to 1652 code for a protein of 503 amino acids. Gene Ontology annotation, biological process: mRNA splicing, via spliceosome.
CACAGCUCUUAUUAAUGACAACCGCGUUUCUAUUUUAUUGUGUUUAGUGCUCAAUCUUAUUAAAAGAAAAGAUAAAAUUAUACUUACAAAUAAAAUUCGUUAAACAUUUGUGUAGUAGAGUAGUAUUAGGUUCUCUAAUAAUGGAGACACUUUUGGAACAGCAAAGGCGAUAUCAUGAGGAACGCGAACGCUUAUUGAAGCUGAUGGUAGAUGAGUAUGCUACAAAGAAGAAUGGCGAGAAGGAACGCAUUCACUCCGAGCAGAGAUUGAAAUACUUGCUUGAUUUGCAUUGUAACUCCACUACAAAGUUAAAGGAACUGUAUGAAGAUAAAGAUAAUGAGCGUAAAGCUGAAAUUCAAGCGCUUUCGGGUCCAAAUGAAUUCAAUGAAUUUUACGCACGUUUGAAGCAAAUAAAAGAGUUCUAUAAAAAACAUCCAUCAGAGAUAAGUGUACCGCUCUCAGUAGAAUUCGAGGAGCUAACUAAGGCUUACAAUAAUGUGGAGGAAAUGUCAUCAUUGGUGGAAUUCACCGAUGAAGAAGGCGGAGGACGCUAUUUAGACUUAAAUGAAUGCUACGAACAAUAUCUUAAUUUACGGGGGGUAGAGAAAGUGGAUUACAUAUCUUACCUAAUGACAUUUGAUCAUGUAUUUGAUAUACCCCGCGACCGCAAAAAUCGCGAAUAUCGGAAAUAUAUAGAAAAUUUAAAUGCUUAUUUACACAACUUCGCAACACGCAUACAUCCAUUAUUAGAUAUAGAGGCUGAACUAGUUAAAGUUGAGCUGGAAUUUCAACGCCAAUGGUUGCAAGGCAGUUUUCCAGGUUGGGCUUCCAAAGAAACGGAAUCAGCGUUAGCAAAUACAGGUGCACAUUUAGAUUUAUCAGCGUUUUCUAGUUGGGAAGAAUUAGCUUCACUUGGCUUGGAUCGUCUGAAGUCUGCCCUAAUGGCGCUGGGCUUAAAAUGUGGUGGCACACUUGAAGAGCGCGCACAACGUCUUUUUUCUACGAAGGGUAAAAAGACAUUGGAUCCCUCAUUAAUAGCAAAGAAACCGGCUAGUAAAAAUGCUAAUGUACAAUCGCGUGACAACGAACGUCACAAGGAAAUUGCCCAAUUGGAGGCGUUAUUGUACAAGUACGCCGAUUUAUUAUCUGAACAAAGAGCAGCCACCAAAGAAAAUGUGCAACGCAAACAAGCUCGUACUGGUGGAGAGCGAGACGACAGUGAUGCUGAAGCAAGUGAAAGUGAUAAUGAUGAUUUAGACGAUGCAGAUGAUGUACCGUAUAAUCCAAAAAAUCUGCCUCUCGGUUGGGAUGGAAAACCAAUACCUUACUGGUUGUAUAAGCUUCAUGGAUUAAAUAUUAGUUACAACUGCGAAAUUUGUGGCAAUUAUACAUAUAAGGGCCCAAAGGCAUUUCAACGCCAUUUUGCUGAGUGGCGACAUGCACAUGGAAUGCGUUGUCUUGGCAUACCGAAUACUGCUCAUUUUGCCAAUGUAACACAGAUUGAGGACGCAAUAACGCUAUGGGAAAAACUUAAGUCACAAAAACAGAGUGAACGUUGGAUAGCAGACCAAGAGGAAGAGUUUGAAGACUCAUUAGGAAAUGUUGUAAAUCGCAAAACAUACGAAGAUUUAAAACGACAAGGGCUGCUCUAGAAACACUUAUUAUUUAUUCAUGUAUAAAUACUGUAGUCUUCAUGCAAUAAAGUAUGACCUAUAAGAAUAUAAAAAGAAA